AUAAUUAGGGUUACGACCACAAAAAAAAACGCGAACAAAUCCCCCAUACCAUUUCGACGAAGAAGAGAGAGAGAGAGAGAGAGGGGGGAGAGAGAGAGACGGGGUCCCCUUUUCCCCUCUCCUCGCUUCGCAUCGUUGCCGCUUCAAUGGAUUCCGAGCUCCGCAUCCCUUGAAAGAUCCCGAUCAUCCGAUCCUUUAACCCUAAACCUUGUUCAAUCCCUCGAAGUUUGUGUAAUUUCCUAGAUUAUUCCCCCUCGCCGUCCGCGUACGUGUCGAUUGGUGUGCACGUUCGAUUUUCAGGGUUUAACUUAGUACCGCUGCGUUAUUCUUCUUUGGUAAAGGCGCCGCUUUUAUUCUUUUGAUCGAGUUCGGCGGAUGUUUGUUGGGUUUGUUGAUUAAUUUGCUUGGUCGUUUUUGGGAUAUAACAUCUAAGUAGGGGCGAAUCCUAGGAUGGAGGAGACCGCGAAGAUGGAGAGCCACUUGUCGUCGGCCGCCGCCUUUGUCGAAGGGGGCAUUCAAGAUGCCUGUGAUGAUGCUUGCAGCAUUUGUCUCGAAGAGUUCUGCGAGAGUGAUCCCUCAACGGUGACUAGUUGCAAGCAUGAGUUUCAUCUGCAAUGCAUUCUCGAAUGGUGCCAAAGGAGCUCCCAGUGCCCCAUGUGCUGGCGGCCCAUCAGCUUGAAGGACCCUGGCAGCCAAGAACUACUUGAGGCUGUCGAAGAAGAAAGAAGUUUUAGGGUCAACCGAUCACGAACUGCUACCAUUAUUCAUCAUCCAGUGCUGGGUGAUUUUGAACUGCAGCAUUUACCGGUAGGGGCAGAUGAUGCUGAAUUUGAAGAGCGUAUUAUUCAGCACUUGGCUGCUGCAGCUGCAAUGCGCAGAACAUCUCACACUGCUAGGAGAGAGGGCCAUCGUGGUAGAUCAUCAGCAGUUCAUGGUCGCCCACAACUCCUUGUCUUCUCAGCACAUCAAAAUGCUCCUUCUGUUGGUUCAGUCUCUGCAUCUUCGGCUCGAAGUGAAAAUGAGCCAGUCCCCACUAUAGUUGCUGAUAAUCCAUCAGCUUCUUUUGCUGCGGUGGAAGAGGGUUCACCACAUGAAGCUUCGCCAAUAAACUCUGCUCCAGUUGAUCCAGCUGCAGCCUCUCCAUCCAUGAAUAGUGCUACUUUUGCUAGUAACAGGAGUUCUGCUGGGCAAUUUUCUCCUGUAAGCCAAGAUAGAGCCGGACCAUCCGACCUGCAUUCCUUUUCAGAGUCUUUAAAGUCUCGCCUGAAUGCAGUCUCAAUCAGAUACAAAGACUCUAUAACAAAGAGUACAAGAGGAUGGAGAGACAGACUGUUUUCUCGGAACAGUGUUAUAUCUGACUUUGGUUCUGAAGUCAGGAGAGAGGUCAAUGCAGGAAUUGCUACUGUGUCACGCAUGAUGGACCGGCUUGAAACGAGAGAUAAUGUUGGACCAUAUACGGCUUCUACUCCGCUAGGCAGUCAAAUUCAUUCUGCCAGGGAGGCAAGUAAUGAGAGAGUUACAUCAAAUAGCACUGCUCUUCUAAACAAUGCUACUCCAUCUGCUUCUUGUGCUGCAAGUUCUGCUCCAAAAUAAGCUAGGCAUAAUCUUCAGCAGUUAAUGUCGAAUAUACAUAAAUGCUUCACCGUGGAUGCCUCGGAGGUGCAUCUGGCUGCUGGAUAAGUUAUAACGAGCUUUCUUAAAAGAUUCUUUGUUUGUUUUUGUAACCUAUGGAUUAUGGACUGAUAAAUAUGUUUGUAAGUAGCACGUGGCAUAUAUAAUGCUUACUAAGAUAUUACCUAUGACUUUUAUAGAAUAACUUAUGGAACUAAUAACACAAAUAUUAUCCUACUACAGAUCAUAGAAUUAUUUGAUGUAGAUGAAUGGCAGCACCUUGAAUGUUGCUUUUUUGUUUUUUAAUUUUAAUUCUCGACCUUCUGCAACAAUAGUCUGUGUUGCGCUGAA
Ananas comosus (pineapple) is the source of this 1962-nucleotide messenger RNA. Its product is annotated as E3 ubiquitin-protein ligase RHF2A. Bases 451 to 1593 code for a protein of 380 amino acids. The transcript has 10 exons. Gene Ontology annotation, molecular function: ubiquitin-protein transferase activity. Lineage: Eukaryota; Viridiplantae; Streptophyta; Magnoliopsida; Poales; Bromeliaceae. The record is from RefSeq and is a predicted model, not a curated record.